UUCUCUGUCCCCGUCGCACACGCUCUGCCUCUGCCGUGCAUAAGCCGUACGCUGCCCCAUCACAAACCACCGUUGGAGCUGGCGUCCAAUCUCCAAUGACCUAGAGACACACGCCGACUCGACGUCCUACACGCCGCGCCCGCGCACCCCACGACGCUCUUUGAUUGCCCAUCUUUUUUGGAUAUCCUAUGCCCACGACCUAACAUGGCGCCCGCUCCCUCGUCCACGGCCGACCAGUCGUCCACCCCGCUGGCCGACUAUUUCUUCAUAUCUGGCAUCGAGUCCUCGCAGGUCUACGACGAGCGCACCCAGAACAAUGGCAUAGUAACCUCGCCGCUUGCACAACCCCCGGUCGACGAGACCAUCGAGGAGGACCGCGCCCUCGAGACAGACUCAAUCCGCCCAACCUCCCAGGACGGCCUGUCCAAUGCUGACACCACUCGACGGAGGUCUGCGAACCGAUUCAGCGAAAACCGCCAGUCCAAUGGUACAAUCGUCGGCAUUGGCUCCGAUUCCAAGCAGACUGCAAGCAAUCGUAGCAGCGCCACCAUCAAGGGCCUGCAGCUUGGCGGCUCUGGCCUCAGCGACCAGGAAUUCGACAUUGCACUGCGCAAGUUCGCUUCCGAGCGGGAUACCUUUCUCGAGGAAAUACAGUUUACUGCUGGUGUUGCGCAACAGGCCCGCUCCACCCCCACAAGGCCGCGUCCCAGACCACAGCGCGUGUCACAAGCCAACAAUGACGACGGCGUUGGAAAUCUCAGGUCCGGUGUUGGAAGCAUCCGUCGCCGUAUCUCCACCAUGCAGAGCAGCCUGAAGCGCCAGUCGUCGACAGCGAGACAAUCCUCAAUUCGAACGUCGAAGCGCAUGUCCGGGUACAACUCUGUCAUACCAGCACCACAGCCCUUUCAGCCUGAUCCAGACAUGCAUCCUCUUCUCCGUCGCUACGAGCCUGUGCUGCUGGACCGUUAUCCACCCCGGAACAUGGUCGAGGAACUUAAGAGGCGGAACCCAUUUCCUGACUACGUGCCCAUGUUUGCAUUUCCCAACGAUGUUAGUGUCGUCUCAUCUGACGAGCGACCAAAGAGCCAAUGGCAUGGAUUUGCCAUGACCAACGGAGACGGCUCCAAACUUUAUGGCAUCUGCAUCAUCGUUUGGCUGCCACUGAACGCCACAGCUGCAGAGGGUCUUGAGCGCCAAUGUGAAGAAUGGAGAAACUUGCACAUGAACCCAGAAGAGCGAGAAUUGGCGAGCAGCCUGGGUGAACGUCUAGCAUUGGAACGCGCGAAACUAUCCCAACUCCUAACUAAGCUUCCAUCCGUGGCUCCUGACUCCGAGGAGCGCGAAGAUCUGGACGACCAGAUUGGCGCUGUAGAGGAAAAAAUCCAGUUGAUGACCGAUCUGCUUCGCCCAGUGAGGCAUGGUGCAGCAUCCAAGAUCGAGGGUCUUACUGACGGAGACACUGGACUCUGGAUACCCCGUGCUUAUGGUGUCAUGGGUCGAGAUGCGAGUCUAACGCCCUUCUGGAAGGAGUGGCUAAAGGCCGUCGUUGUCCCAAUGACCACGGGUGCCAUCCUCCGAGUCCCCGCCAGCUCACCGCGAGUAGGUAUGUGGCAGCCGCUUGAGCGAUACGUCGUCAAUCUGUGUGCAGAGGCUCUUAGUCCGAUCACCUCCAUUACGCAAGUUGAACUAGCAGUUCGCGAGCUUCGCAUGUACGCUCGAAAGGAGGCAGUCAACGAGCUCCCCGGCUCCCGAAACAUCGAUAUCUAUGCUCUCUUCCGAUGCAUGUCCAUACCCAACAUCAUCACCUUGUUUGAGUAUGUGCUCUCGGAAGCCAGAAUCAUUCUCCUUUCCUCUCACACGGCUAUGCUACAUUUGGCUAGUAUGGCGAUAACCAACCUACUGUAUCCCUUCCAAUGGGCUGGUGUCUUCAUUCCUAUUUUGCCUGCCCGUCUGGUACAGACGAUAGAGGCGCCAUGCCCAUAUAUCGUGGGUAUCGAGCGUCGUUAUGAGCCCGCUGAUUACCCUGACGACGACUAUGUUCUCGUCGACCUGGAUGCUGAUUCAAUAGUCUCCAACGGUCCACCACCACCAUCGCUGCCACGCCAACAGCGACGAAAGCUCAUGUCUCUACUUCAACAAUCUGCGCCGCAUCAUAUACGAUACGGCGUGCCUACUGGACCGCCAGCUUAUGCUGUAGAAGCUUUCCCGUACGAUACGUUCGCCUCUGAGAACCCCGGUGUCUUCUCAUACAGAGCACACCCUUCGACCGUCCAGAACUAUGUCGGCCUAAAUUCUACGUCUUUUGGAACUGUGGUCGGACCGCCUAGUUCCAGGCCUUUGAUUUACAACGCAUUCCUGCAGUCAAGUGCUUCGAGCCGUGGCAACGACCGACCAUCCACAGCCACCACCAUAAAGACGUACCAAUCGCCGCCUUCGCCCAAGGUUUCCCCAGUCUCGACGGUCUUUCCACCCAUGCCUAGUACCCCUAUAUCGCGAAGCGAUUCUGGUUAUGCUCUCCAAGCCAAUCUUCGCGAGAAGCGAUCCGCCCACUUCGAGACUUCAAGUCGGCGAAGUUCAUCGUUUGGUUUCGAACGUGUACCCCAAAUUCGGCGCCCCUCUCAGCCGUUCCUUGGCCACGCGCCGAGCGCAUCAACAUCGUCUUUGAGUCAUGAGUACAAGGCGGGGUCUUCGUAUGCCCCAUCCGUGUAUGCUCAGUCAACACUGGCUGCUUCGACGAUUAUGCCUGGUAUGGCUAUGCAACAAGUACGGAACACUGCAACAAUGCAAUGGCAAGAGGGUCAUUGCCUGCAAUGGAGACCGCACGAGGAUAAAGCUCUUUGCUCGAUAUGCGAAGAAAAAUCCGAUGAUGGUCUCUAUCGCUGUACCGGUUGUAGCACAUACGCCCAUGGUAGAUGCGUGGAUAUGAUCUGCAUCGUCUGCCCGACGGCUUUCCGACCCGACCAAGUGCGUGCAUCUUUCGUGCGGUGCUUUGCUAGUCUAUUCUACACCUACCGGCGUUAUCUGAUACCGGCUACUGGCGAACGCAAAAAGUCUGGUAUGACAUAUCAAUUCAAGAUGGACGAAUUCGUGAAGAGUCUGCCAGCGGAGAACGUACAGUAUAUCACAACGCUACAGCAGACGCAAGCUUUCAAUGAGUUCAUACAUGAACGCGAGAGCAAGUCUGCAGACGAUCCCACCAUCAAACUGUUUGAUGAAGUCAUCUUGGCGAAGCGGAACCGCGGAAAGUCAUCAUUCUUCUACAAAUCGAAGGUGGACUUCCUGUCCGACACAACGGAUCAUCUUUGGCGCACUGCGUCCGCAACUCCGCCAAAUUCGCGUUUUCCAGGCGAUUAUCGUUCUGUGAUCAGCCGAAUCCCCGCAAAACUCGACCCCACGCUCAUGAAAGAGCCUCGUGUCAUUCAAGGUGUGCCACGCGUCCCUCAAGGGAAGGCCCGCCGUAAGCCCAUUCCGUCCAUGCUUGGACCAAACGGCAAUAGCCCACCACAAAUCCAUACCUCAUGAUCUCGACACCACAACCUUACGCUCUCUAUAACGACGAACCCGACCUCCAUGCCUCUCCCUCUCUCGUCACAGACUCUCAUCUUUCUGUCUCAUUACUGUACCGCAUUUAUCAUACCUAGCGAC
This is a messenger RNA of Alternaria alternata, 3645 nucleotides long. Its product is annotated as DENN-domain-containing protein. The coding region runs from base 205 to 3522 and encodes 1105 amino acids. Lineage: Eukaryota; Fungi; Ascomycota; Dothideomycetes; Pleosporales; Pleosporaceae. Gene Ontology annotation, cellular component: cytoplasmic vesicle. The record is from RefSeq and is a predicted model, not a curated record. Gene Ontology annotation, biological process: regulation of Rab protein signal transduction. The transcript has 6 exons.